Molecule: messenger RNA, 7267 nt
Organism: Oxyura jamaicensis (ruddy duck)
Lineage: Eukaryota; Metazoa; Chordata; Aves; Anseriformes; Anatidae
Gene: CTNND2
Product: catenin delta 2
Exons: 25
Coding region: 473-3973 (1166 amino acids)
Biological process (GO): dendritic spine morphogenesis; cell-cell adhesion; cell-cell junction assembly
Cellular component (GO): cytoplasm; postsynaptic density; plasma membrane
Molecular function (GO): cadherin binding
Source: RefSeq, a predicted model, not a curated record
AGGGCGGGAGAGAGCAGCGGCGGCGGCGGCAGAUGCUGCGGCGGAGCCCGGCUCUCCUUCGGCCACAGCCCGCGGCCGGUGCGCCCGCCAGGCGCGCUGCGCUACGGCGCCGCCGUGCAGCCCUCCACAGCCCCGGCAGCACCAGGAGGAGCAGCAGUACCAGGAGCAGCACUACCAGCAGCAGCAGUCCUGCGCCUCGCCCCGCGGGGCGGUGGGGGCCGAGCCCCGCCGCUGUCCUGCGGCGGAGCCCCCCGGAGCCGGCUGGGCGCGCUCACGGGGGCGCACCAGGGAGGGGGGGGAUGAAGCCGAAGGUGCUGCAGCUGGGCAAGGUCAGGACCUUGCGGUGGAGGGGGGGGCCGUCGCGCCCCCCCCCCCCCCCCCCCAUCCUUUUCUAUCCUUGGACUGAGGAUUUGCUGUUGGGUUUUGGAGGCUGCUCGAGAGGAAGCAGGGGGAAGCGGCGCCGAUCGAAGCUAUGCCUGUGCCAGACCAGCCCUCGUCUUCUGAUAAGACAAGUUCCCUUAGUCCUGUGUUGAACACAUCCAAUGGCGAUGGCUCAGAAACUGAGACAACCUCUGCCAUUCUAGCUUCAGUUAAAGAACAGGAACUGCAAUUUGAGAGACUGACUCGAGAACUUGAAGCUGAACGUCAGAUUGUUGCUAGCCAACUGGAGAGAUGUAAGCUUGGUUCCGAAACUGGAAGCAUGAGCAGCAUUAGUUCAACGGAAGAGCAGUUUCACUGGCAAACACAAGAUGGUCAGAAGGAUAUAGAAGAUGAGCUCACUACUGGUCUGGAGCUGGUGGACUCCUGUAUUAGAUCACUGCAGGAAUCAGGGAUACUUGAUCCACAGGACUAUUCAGCCAGUGAAAACACCACGGAAGAGUCAGCUAGUUCCUUGAAAACUAGGAGAGACUGCGAUCAGAGAUGGCAUAGGGGAGGAUUAGGGCCCAGCCUCCUCUCCCAGAGCGCUCUCCAGCUCAACGCCAAGCCCGAGGGCUCCUUCCAGUACUCAGCCAGCUACCACAGCAACCAGACCCUUGCCCUGGGCGAGACGGCAGCCGCCCCGCUCCCGGCCCGCAGUGCCCCGGCCAGAGGUGCCAUCCAGAGCUACAGCCAGUUAAGCUCCGCCAUCGGCACUUACGCCACUCUGUCGCCCACCAAGCGGCUGGUUCACGCCGCCGACCCGUACGCCAAGCACUCCCAGGAGCUCUUCGCCACCGCCACCCUGCAGAGACCCGGCUCCCUCGCAGCUGGGUCUCGGGCAUCUUACAGCAGCCAGCACAGCCACCUUGGCUCCGAGUUAAGGGCACUACAGUCUCCAGAACAUCAUAUAGAUCCUAUUUACGAAGACAGAGUUUAUCAGAAGCCCCCUAUGAGGAGUCUCAGCCAGAGUCAGGGGGACCCUCUGCAACCAGCACACACAGGCACAUAUCGCACUAGUACAGCCCCAUCUUCCCCUGGUGUCGACUCCGUACCCUUACAGCGCACAGGCAGUCAACACGGCACACAGAACGCAACCGCGACCUUCCAGAGGGCCAGCUAUGCUGCAGGCCCAGCCUCCAAUUACGCAGACCCCUACCGACAGCUGCAGUAUUGUCCUUCUGUUGAAUCACCAUACAGCAAAUCUGGGCCAGCCAUCCCACCAGAGGGGACCUUGGCUAGGUCACCUUCCAUUGAUAGCAUUCAGAAAGAUCCCAGAGAGAGCUUCACCAUGCAGGCCUGCUACUUUGACAUCAGUUACGAAGACCACAGGAUGACCAAAAAGGGUGAAAAAUCUGAUGUCAUUUUUGAGAAUGAAAGAGAGUUUGGAUGGCGAGAUCCAGAGCUUCCAGAAGUUAUACAGAUGUUACAACAUCAAUUUCCCUCAGUACAGUCCAAUGCUGCAGCCUACUUACAACACCUCUGUUUCGGAGACAAUAAAAUAAAAGCAGAGAUAAGAAGACAAGGCGGAAUACAAUUACUGGUGGACCUAUUGGACCAUCGGAUGACAGAAGUCCACCGUAGUGCCUGUGGAGCUUUGAGAAACUUGGUAUAUGGGAAGGCAAAUGAUGACAACAAAAUUGCUCUGAAAAACUGUGGUGGUAUCCCAGCAUUAGUACGGUUACUCCGCAAGACUACAGAUUUGGAAAUCAGAGAACUGGUCACAGGAGUUCUCUGGAAUCUGUCCUCCUGUGAUGCACUGAAAAUGCCAAUCAUCCAGGAUGCCCUUGCAGUGUUGACCAAUGCAGUGAUCAUCCCUCACUCUGGAUGGGAAAACUCUCCGCUCCAGGAUGAUCAUAAAAUACAACUCCAUUCAUCACAGGUGCUGCGCAAUGCCACUGGGUGCCUAAGGAAUGUCAGCUCUGCUGGAGAGGAGGCCCGCAGAAGGAUGAGGGAGUGUGAUGGCCUGACGGAUGCAUUGCUGUACGUGAUCCAGUCUGCUCUGGGGAGCAGUGAAAUUGAUAGUAAGACCGUUGAAAACUGUGUGUGCAUUUUGAGGAACCUCUCAUACAGGCUAGCUGCAGAAACAUCUCAGGGACAGCAGAUGGGAACAGAUGAACUUGAUGGAUUACUCUGUGGCGAUGCCAAUGGAAAAGACACGGAGAGUUCAGGGUGCUGGGGGAAGAAGAAGAAGAAAAAGAAAUCACAAGAUCAGUGGGAUGGAGUAGGACCUCUCCCAGACUGCGCAGAACCACCCAAAGGAAUCCAGAUGCUGUGGCACCCUUCAAUAGUCAAACCCUACCUCACACUUCUUUCUGAGUGCUCAAAUCCAGACACGCUGGAGGGGGCAGCAGGGGCACUGCAGAACUUGGCUGCUGGGAGUUGGAAGUGGUCAGUAUAUAUCCGCGCUGCUGUCCGCAAAGAAAAAGGACUGCCGAUCCUGGUAGAACUGCUUCGAAUAGACAAUGACCGGGUGGUGUGUGCAGUAGCUACAGCUUUACGAAACAUGGCCUUAGAUGUCAGAAAUAAGGAGUUAAUAGGCAAGUAUGCCAUGAGGGAUCUGGUCCACCGACUGCCAGGCGCUAACAACAGCAACAGCUCAGCAAGCAAGGCCAUGUCUGAUGACACCGUUACUGCCAUUUGCUGCACUCUGCAUGAAGUCAUCACUAAAAACAUGGAGAAUGCCAAGGCCUUACGAGACGCAGGCGGCAUUGAGAAACUGGUUGGCAUAUCUAAGAGUAAAGGAGACAAGCAUUCGCCAAAAGUGGUGAAAGCAGCAUCUCAGGUCCUCAAUAGUAUGUGGCAGUACAGAGACCUGAGAAGUCUCUACAAGAAGUGGGCGGCCCCAAGCUUCAGUGUGGCUGAGGACAGAGGAUUUUCACCAACCCACCACUCUGGGUCAUGGCACGCUCAGCAUACUCUCUCCCAGAGCCGAGAAACCAGAAUCUAUUCCCCAACCCAGGACGGAUGGUCACAGUAUCACUUUGUAGCCUCAUCUUCAACAAUAGAAAGGGAUCGGCAAAGACCAUACUCUUCAUCACGCACGCCCUCCAUCUCUCCCGUGCGCAUGUCUCCUAACAACCGCUCAGCAAGUGCCCCAGCCUCACCUCGCGAAAUGAUCAGCCUAAAAGAAAGGAAAACAGACUAUGAAUCAACUGGAACAAACGCCACUUACCAUGGAAAUAAGGGAGAACACACUUCUAGGAAAGACACCAUGACAGCUCAGAGCACUGGCAUCUCAACUUUGUACAGGAAUUCUUACGGUGCACCUGCUGAAGAUAUCAAACAUAACCAGGUUUCAACACAGCCAGUUCCACAGGAGCCCAGCAGAAAAGAUUACGAACCAUAUCAGCCGUUUCAGAAUUCAACCAGAAACUAUGAUGAGUCCUUCUUUGAGGACCAAGUGCAUCAUCGCCCACCUGCAAGUGAAUACAACAUGCACCUGGGACUAAAGUCAACUGGCAACUACGUCGACUUCUAUUCAGCUGCUCGUCCCUAUAGUGAACUUAACUAUGAAACAAGCCACUAUCCAGCCUCUCCCGACUCCUGGGUUUGAGACUUGGGCAGAUACAAAAGCUCCAGGAACUGUGCAUGUGCAUGCAUACCACAAGACAUUUUUUUUCCUGCAAAUUUAGUUUGUUAAAGCCUGUUCCAUAGGAAGGCCCAGAUAACCAGUAAGGAAAAAAAAGAGAUUUUUUUUAGAAGGCUAGAAGAAAUGAAAGCUAAACCUGGGAGUAAUUAGAAAGAAAUAUAUAUAUAUAUACGCAUAUAUAUAUUUUAUGUGUGGGACAACUUUACUGUUGGCCUGUAGAGUCUAAAGUUCGGUGCUGUGUGUUGAAUGUGGCUGAAGGAAGUAGGGAGAACAUGACAGUGGAUGUGGGUUAAGAGUUAAGCACAAGUAACUGAGCAGCGUACAUACUUUAUGGGGAACAGCUUCUCACACUUCGUUUAAUAUCCUCAUUCAUUGUGAAUCUAGGCUUCAAGUUGCAUUUGGGGUUUCCUCUGUACAGCAAGAUGUUUCUUGCCUUUUGUUAAUGCAUUGUUGUAAAGUAUUUGAUGUACAUUACAGAUAAAAAAACAAGUGCAUUGUGUAUAUUACACCAAUGCCACAGUGUUUCUUCAUCUAUGGUUCUAAAUAUUGCUUCAAUUUCAAAUUUUGAAAGAUGUAUGAAUUUCCAGUUUUUUGUUUUCUUCUCCCCGGUGCGUUUUAACAAAAAAAAAAGAAAAAAGCAAAAAGAAAAAAAAAAAAAAAAAGGAAUAUUUAGCAGUAUUGUUCGUUCUGAUAUGUGAAUUUGUUUGUGGCAACUAAAAAAAAAGGCAUUCAGCAGUUUCUGACAAUUAACAUUCAUCAUUCCACACUCCUUGUCAACAAAGUGCUUUUUCACUGCCUAAAAUUUUAGAUGUAGAUAUUUGAAAUAGAUUUUUUUCAUUUAUACCAGUUUUCUUUAUGAUGAUACAGUGUUAAAAGAAAAUAAAUUACAAUUGAUCUGUCAUCCAUAUUUGCUAAGAAUGUCUAUUUCCAAGGAUCUAUCAUACAAAUAUACAUUCUUACUCGUGUGUGUCCACGUAUGCAUAGUAUUCUGUGUGUGUGUGUGUAUGUGUUUGAGCGUGUGCGUUUGUGUGGUGUAAGACCUAUUUUCAUCUAAUGUUUUCCUUGUUCAAACUUCAGUUUUUGUUUGAUUUUCAUUUUUUUUAAAACAGUGGAAACUCCAGUAUGUGCUUUCUCUUACUCACUUUAUUAACCAUUGAUAGCAAUUCAAAAUUGUUAGGCCACAUACUCACCAAGGAAGGGGUUGUAGGAUGUUUUUCACUGAGUCCUUCACCCUUAGGUGCCAUUUCCUUUAAAAUAGCAUCUCUUGAUCUUUUCUUGGGGAAAGAAAUUUCAUUACUCUCCAGCCACCAACUAGCAAGCACUCAAGGAAGAGAGUUUGAUCUUGCCAUCUCCCUGAGGGAAUGGAAAACAAAGACCCUACAGACUAAAGUCUGGAGUCUCCAGACUCUUCAGGCUACAGAAGGGUCCAACUCCUGAACCAUUUGGACAAUCAUUUAUUUUAACCCAUACCAAAAAGAAAAUCCAACAAAUCCAACACCCAAAACGCAUUCUUCUAAUAUGAAAGAUACUGGCCAUUUCUGUGCAUUUAAAAUAAAACCCUAAAAAAAAAAAAAAGAAAAAGAAAAGAAAAAAAAAGAAAGGAACAGAAUUAAGAAACAAACAAACAAACAGACAAAAGGAACGGAAACUAGGCUAGGAGACCAGAAGAGCUGGCAUAUUAAUCUUAGCUCUUGGGAAGUCAAAUAAUAAUAAUAAUAAUAAUAACAAUCUAGCAUUUCUUUGAUUCAGCCAAGAGUUUGGCAUACAGUUUCCAUGGAAUAAGAUCCAACACAAAAGGAGUAGUUGUAAAUUGCUUAAAUUACAAUUAAGGAAUUUGUUUUAGGUUGCAAACAUUUCUGUGAUUAGUCAUUGUAAUAGUCUCAACAUCACCUGGCACACUUCUGGCUGUGUGCGGGGGAAGAAGUCUCUUGCAAAUCAUUGCCUGCUCUGUAGGAUGCAGACCAAGUAGUUCAUGCAGGCAGGUGUUGUGAUGUAGAAUUGGUUUUUGGUAAUCUAGGACUAUAGUUUAAUCUUUUUUUGGCAGCUUUUCCCAGUGUACGAUAUGUAACCUUAUCUGCUCUUUGUAGUAAACAGGGGGAAAAAAAUCGCAUGCAAAAAAAUUUUUAAAUCAUUUAAAAAAGGGUGGGUGGGAGGGGCACAGUGGGCCAGAUGUAUAGUGAGGUAGAUGAAAAUAUUAUUCAUAGUUUUGGACACAGGUUGUUUAUAUUUUAUUUAUUACAUUGAUUUUAAUAAGUGACAUUUGCAGUGCUCUUUUGAACAAAGCACAUUUUCAGUAUAAAAACUUUUUUUUAAUAAAGAAUGUCACUUGCAACUUGAAGUUCUUCUUGCCUGCCUAAUAACCACCAGAUUCAUGCAGUUCUUCAGAUGCAGGAUUGCAAAAAGGCCGAAGGGAUCCAUGGUUCUGUUUAAAGUUCUUUAGACAGAAAGUUAUUGUAAACUGGAUUUAUUUCCAUUCUUCAAACGACUUAAAUGCCCAUAUUGCCCCCUUGCAGCUCCUCUUGGAAAUUAGUUGGAGUCAAAUGUUGACCAUUGCUCAAGUGAGACGUUUUGGACUGAUGAAGUGGCAUAAAAUACCUUUUGUCUAUAGUUUGUGUUCUUUUGUUUCCAUUCUUCUGUAGUGGCAAGUGCUCCAACUAAUAAUGUUCACUCUUGCUGUACUGAGUUUUGAGAAGUGUGGAAUUACCUGGCUUCUUUUCCAGGCUUGGAAAUCCAACACUGCUGCCAUACUGAACGGGAUAUUUAUGAUGCAUUCUUAUUAGUACUGAGGAAAGUAUCAUUGCCUAUUGCUGUUCCCUUCAUUCUUGUACUAGAUCACACACAGAAAUAGAGGAGAAACAAAACUGUUCCCAAAAAAAAAAAAAUGUAUAAAAUGCAAUUGAUGUACUGUAAAAUGUCGGAUUUUUCUUUUUCUUUCUUUCUUUCUUUCUUUUUUUUUUUUUUUUUUUUUUUUUAACAAGCUUUGCAUUAGAAUCUUGAUCAGUUGUGUAGACCUAUAUAAAUCUCACUGUUUUAUUAAAUGCUGUUUAUGGUCUGGAAGGAAUGGUUAACCUAUCUCAAGAUUAACAAAUUUGCACUAACAUGAGCAAUAUUGAUUUGAAAAAAAAAAAAAAAGAAUUCAAUAUUUAAAAGAUAAACUAUGAUUUUAAAGGUAUAUUAACACUGAAAGUACAUUUUGAGAAAUAACAUAUUUAAGCCCAAAAUAUGAAUGGUUAUGUCAAAUAACACAAAAAGAGCUAU